Messenger RNA from Lizanozyma spartinae, 798 nucleotides. RefSeq names its product proteasome core particle subunit alpha 1 (gene SCL1). Lineage: Eukaryota; Fungi; Ascomycota; Pichiomycetes; Serinales; Debaryomycetaceae. The transcript is spliced from 2 exons. Gene Ontology annotation, cellular component: proteasome core complex, alpha-subunit complex; cytosol; proteasome core complex. Gene Ontology annotation, biological process: ubiquitin-dependent protein catabolic process. Bases 1 to 798 code for a protein of 265 amino acids. The record is from RefSeq and is a predicted model, not a curated record.
AUGUCUACAUUAGGCGCCGAUAACGAAUCAAUUACCAUUUCUGUUACUAACAUCUCAAUUAAAGGUGCUGGUUUUGAUAGACACAUCACUAUCUUUUCUCCCGAAGGAAGAUUGUUCCAAGUUGAAUAUGCAUUCAAAGCUAUAAAUUUGGCCAAUAUAACAUCCCUUGGUGUCACCGGGAAGGACUCGGCCGUUUUAAUUUCCCAAAAAAAGAUCCCAGAUAAGUUGUUAGACCCUGCUACAGUAUCUUAUGUAUUCAAUAUUACUCCCAGUAUUGGUAUGGUGGCUACAGGUUCAAUUGCUGAUGCUAGAUCUUUGGCCAUGAGAUCGAGAUCAGCAGCUGCGGAAUUUAGAUAUAAAUAUGGUUACGAGAUCCCUGUAGAAACUUUAUCCAAACAAAUUGCCAAUACUUCUCAAAUUUAUACUCAAAGAGCAUAUAUGAGACCAUUGGGAGUUGCUGCUACUUAUUGUCAGGUUGACUUUACUGAUGAAGGAAGAGGUCCUCAAGUAUUCAAGUGUGAUCCUGCUGGAUAUUUCACUGGGGUUAAAGCUUGUGCCACUGGCCCUAAACAACAAGAGGCUACAGCAUAUUUGGAAAAGAAGUUAAAGAAAUCAGGUGCUGUCCGUGGAGAUUGGAAAGAAACUGUUGAAUUUGCUAUUACAGCCUUAAGUUCUGUAUUAGGUAGUGAUUUCAGAAAGAAUGAUAUAGAGAUAGGUUUGGCUACUGAGGGGAAAUUCCGGAUCUUAACCCCUGAUGAGAUUGAUGAAAGAUUAAUAGCGAUAGCUGAAAAGGAUUAA